UCAUCGUCAAUCACAUGGCAGAUGAAAGAAAAGACAUGUUUACGUACAAGUUCGGGAAUAAUCUAUAAUUUUUAUCCGCGUUAUUAUGUCUUUUAUCGUAAAUUGUUUCUUCUGGAUAAAUUGUAUCAAAAGUAUUGACAAAAUUACGCUAAUCCGUGCAAGAAAAACAUUCCGAUGUCAUAGAUUAUAACCUAUGUAUAAGUGUACACAAAAACAAAGUACCUUGUUAAUAAUCCUAUGAAUAAUGGAUAAGCGAAAUGCUUUACUUGUCUAUUGUAUUUUUAUUACUCUCCAGAGUAUUCAUGGGCUCCAUAGAAGCUUGAAAUAUUAUGAAACAAUUCAUAGCACUCAUUUCCAACAUAGGAUUGUAAAGCGAGGUAUUAAUCACAGUUAUAAUCCAUACAAUAAAAUAAGUGAGAUAGAGUUUUAUUCACAUGGACGUCAUUUUCGAUUAAUUUUAACACCUAGGAGAGAAGUUAUACAUUCCAACUUUAAAGCAUAUGAGGUCAAUGCUGAUGGAAAAGAGAAAACUAUACAUUUAGAUCAUGAUAAUUUUUACCAUGGUCGAGUGUUUGGAGAAAUUGAAUCUCAUGCUCAAAUGCAUAUCGACAAUGGUAUUCUAACAGGCAGUAUAACAACUUUGGAUGAAACCUAUCAUAUUGAACCAUCUUGGAGACAUCUUCCUCAUUUAGACAAUCAAACAAUGAUCAUUUAUAAAUCAUCUGAUGUUAAACUCAGUUGGGAACAUUAUAAAGAUGGUGAAGGCCACACACAUGGAGCUCCAAAGACCUGUGGUUAUAUCAAGGAAAAUUUAAAUUAUACUCUGAAUGAGGAGGAUGAUAUUGAGAAAAAUGACAUAAAAAAGGAUGAUAGCAGUAGUAGGAUAAAAAGACAAACAGAAACCUAUGAUUAUGCUCCAACAAAAACAAGAUGUCCACUAUUAUUAGUUGCUGAUUAUCGAUUUUAUCAAGAAAUGGGUGCCAGUAGUACAAAAACUACAAUUAAUUAUCUGAUAAGUUUGAUUGAUAGAGUACAUAAGAUAUACAAUGACACUUUAUGGAUGGAACAUAAAGAGGAAGAUGGUUUCAAAGGAAUGGGUUUCGUUAUUAAAAAAAUCGUCGUUCAUAGUGAGCCGACACGAGUGAGAGGUGGCGAAACACAUUAUAAUAUGGUUCGAGAAAAAUGGGACGUCCGUACAUUGCUCGAGGUGUUCAGUCGAGAAUAUAGCCAUAAGGACUUUUGUUUAGCUCACCUGUUUACCGAUCUUAAGUUUGAAGGUGGUAUUCUUGGAUUGGCUUAUGUAGGAUCUCCUCGUAGGAAUUCAGUGGGUGGUAUAUGUACACCAGAAUAUUUCAAAAACGGAUAUACAUUAUAUCUGAACUCAGGUCUAAGCUCCAGUAGAAAUCAUUACGGACAGAGAGUAAUUACAAGAGAAGCCGAUUUGGUUACAGCACAUGAAUUUGGUCAUAACUGGGGUUCUGAACACGACCCAGAUGUUUCGAGUUGCAGUCCAAGUGCAAGUCAAGGUGGUUCUUACUUGAUGUAUACUUACAGUGUUAGUGGCUAUGAUGUAAAUAAUAAGAGAUUUUCGCCAUGCAGUUUACGAUCUAUCAGAAAAGUCUUGCUAGCCAAAUCUGGACGUUGUUUCUCAGAGCCAGAAGAAUCGUUCUGUGGAAAUUUGAGAGUCGAGGGUGACGAAGAAUGUGAUGCAGGUCUCUUAGGAACAGAAGACAAUGAUCCAUGUUGUGACAAAAAUUGCAAACUUAGAAGCAAUAUGGGAGCAGUUUGUAGUGACAAAAAUUCGCCGUGCUGUCAGAGUUGUGCAUAUAUGCCUGCAGGCGUAAAAUGUCGUGACGCGCAAUAUGCUACUUGCGAACAGGAGUCGCGUUGCACUGGAACGUCCAGCGAAUGUCCAAGGUCUCCGGCCAUGAAGGAUGGUACUAAUUGUCUUGAACGUGGUCAAUGCCGCGGAGGCAAAUGUGUGCCCUAUUGCGAGACCCAAAAUUUACAAAGUUGCAUGUGUGAUACAAUUGGCGAUGCAUGUAAAAGAUGCUGUAGAAUGAGUUUGAAUGAAACAUGUUUUCCGAUAGACCCACAAGACAUUUUACCCGAUGGAACACCGUGCAUUCAAGGUUUUUGUAAUCAGGGCGCGUGCGAGAAAACAAUUCAAGAUGUAGUAGAGCGAUUUUGGGACAUUAUUGAAGACAUAAACAUCAACAAAGUUAUGCGUUUCCUAAAAGAUAAUAUAGUGGGUGCUGUAAUAAUCAUCACUACCAUCAUAUGGAUACCAGCAAGCUGCGUUAUUAGUUAUAUCGAUUACAGACGAGUUAAAGAGAGUGAGAAAAAAUGGCGAUGGAAACAUACAGAUGAACUCAUUCAUCCGGAUGAGCCGAGACAAGUGAUCUAUAUUGGUCAACGACAAAGAGUACAACAUGUCAUGCAUCAAUCCUGAAUCAUGAAACCAUGAAUCUAGAUGAUUUGCAUUAUGUAGAUUUUACCAUCUAGUCAAAAAAAUUCAUAUAGAGUGAUAUUGAUUUAGAAUAACUCAAUAUUGUAAAUAUGUU
This is a messenger RNA of Camponotus floridanus (Florida carpenter ant), 2564 nucleotides long. It is a transcript of the gene Tace, whose product is annotated as ADAM 17-like protease. NCBI's taxonomy places the organism in Eukaryota, Metazoa, Arthropoda, Insecta, Hymenoptera, Formicidae. Gene Ontology annotation, molecular function: metalloendopeptidase activity. Gene Ontology annotation, biological process: Notch signaling pathway; membrane protein ectodomain proteolysis. Gene Ontology annotation, cellular component: plasma membrane. Bases 245 to 2452 code for a protein of 735 amino acids. The transcript is spliced from 14 exons. The record is from RefSeq and is a predicted model, not a curated record.